Molecule: messenger RNA, 3973 nt
Organism: Pogoniulus pusillus (Red-fronted tinkerbird)
Lineage: Eukaryota; Metazoa; Chordata; Aves; Piciformes; Lybiidae
Gene: ERG
Product: ETS transcription factor ERG
Exons: 11
Coding region: 492-1952 (486 amino acids)
Biological process (GO): cell differentiation; regulation of transcription by RNA polymerase II
Cellular component (GO): nucleus
Molecular function (GO): sequence-specific DNA binding; protein binding; DNA-binding transcription factor activity, RNA polymerase II-specific
Source: RefSeq, a predicted model, not a curated record
AGUGUGGUACAGGGCUCUUUGCAGCAAGCUGCUGUCGGGAAGGCAGAGCUUUGGUGCUGCUCCCUCCUGCACAGCCUGUGCUUGGGUAACUGUUUAAUAUCAUCCUUGCUCUCACCACACCAGGAGUCUGCCCCAGCAAUUCUGGCAUCUCAUUUGCUCUUGAUUAAGCAGCCCUUCAUUAUCUAAUAUUGGAUACACACUGUGGCUGUAUUUUUAAUAUUAUUUCCUUUGCAGAUGAGUCCUUUGGGCUGCAUUCAUCCCCCGUGCAAGAUCGGCAUGGACUGUACUUCUGAAUUUACUGCGGCCAAGCUCUGCUCUGCGUGGGUAUCACUUUGCUAGGAGUUUGGCCUGGGGACUUUCUCCAUCAGUUGUGCUGAUCUCACAGCCAUGCUUGCUUGCAGUGGUUUACUGUGGGGCAUAGGACACCUGGUGAUUUUUUCAGCUGCCUUGGGAUCUGAACUCCUGGUAAACACGUUGGCCUGUUAAAGGACAUGAUUCAGACUGUCCCAGAUCCAGCAGCUCACAUCAAGGAAGCGUUAUCAGUGGUUAGCGAAGACCAGUCGUUGUUUGAGUGUGCGUACGGAUCACCCCACCUUCCAAAGACAGAGAUGACAGCCUCCUCCUCCAGUGAAUAUGGGCAGACGUCAAAGAUGAGUCCACGUGUGCCCCAGCAAGACUGGUUAUCGCAGCCUCCAGCCAGAGUCACCAUCAAGAUGGAGUGUAACCCAAACCAGGUUAAUGGGUCAAGGAAUUCUCCAGAUGACUGCAGCGUGGCAAAAGGAGGGAAAAUGGUUAGCAGCUCAGACAAUGUUGGGAUGAACUAUGGAAACUACAUGGAAGAGAAGCACGUUCCACCCCCAAAUAUGACUACAAAUGAACGAAGAGUCAUUGUACCAGCAGAUCCUACGUUAUGGAGCACAGACCACGUACGCCAAUGGCUGGAGUGGGCAGUGAAGGAGUACGGUCUCCCGGAUGUGGACAUCUUGUUGUUCCAGAACAUCGACGGGAAGGAGCUGUGCAAAAUGACUAAAGAUGACUUCCAGAGGCUCACUCCAAGCUAUAAUGCAGAUAUCCUCCUGUCACACCUACACUACCUCAGAGAGACUCCUCUUCCACAUUUGACUUCAGAUGAUGUUGAUAAGGCCUUACAAAACUCUCCACGGUUAAUGCAUGCUAGAAACACAGGAGGUGCCACUUUUAUUUUUCCCAAUACAUCUGUUUAUCCAGAAGCAACACAAAGAAUUACAUCAAGGCCAGAUUUGCCAUAUGAGCAAGCCAGACGAUCAGCAUGGACGAGUCACACUCACCCCAGCCCUCAGUCAAAAGCUACUCAGCCAUCAUCUUCAACAGUUCCCAAAACAGAAGACCAACGCCCUCAGUUAGACCCAUAUCAGAUUCUUGGACCAACGAGCAGCCGACUUGCAAAUCCAGGGAGCGGUCAGAUACAGCUGUGGCAGUUCCUGCUGGAGCUCCUCUCGGACAGCUCGAACUCCAACUGCAUCACCUGGGAGGGCACCAAUGGUGAAUUCAAGAUGACUGACCCUGACGAAGUGGCUCGGCGCUGGGGGGAGCGGAAAAGCAAGCCUAAUAUGAACUAUGACAAACUCAGCCGUGCGCUUCGCUACUACUAUGAUAAAAAUAUUAUGACUAAGGUUCACGGCAAGCGCUACGCCUACAAAUUCGACUUCCACGGAAUCGCUCAGGCUCUCCAGCCUCACCCCCCGGAGUCAUCCAUGUACAAAUACCCGUCAGACCUCCCCUACAUGAGCUCCUACCAUGCGCACCCUCAGAAGAUGAACUUUGUAGCUCCUCACCCCCCUGCUUUGCCCGUAACAUCGUCCAGCUUUUUCGCUGCCCCUAAUCCAUACUGGAAUUCACCAACUGGAGGUAUCUACCCCAACACCAGGCUGCCAGCUGCUCAUAUGCCUUCUCAUCUUGGAACCUACUACUAAGUGGGGAAAAAAAGAAACACCACAGAAAAGCAAAGACAUUUCUUGCUGGGAUAUCAGUCCCUGAUGAAUUGCAAUGAACUCUAUUGGAGUACAUGAAUUAAAAGUGCCUAAAGAGACAAGCGAAGGUUUGGCUGGGAAAAAAAAGCACAAAACAAACCCAAAAAACAUACACAUAAAAAAAAGGAUGUCAAAAAGACUCUUUGAAGUAGAGAUUUAAAGGAGAUACUCAAGAGGUGUUAAGUUACUGAAAUGUAAUGUAUAUGGGCAUCGACUCUCUGGACCAAAGAACAAUAGACUAUUGUAGGUAAAAGCAUGAAAUGAUAAGGAAAACCUAUGAAAGCUAGUGGUCUUUAAAAGUUGAUAAGCUUAUGUGUAAAGUUUGAUAUCUUGCUAGUGCAAAACCGGGACUAUGCAACAGCAAUAUAAGUCUACAGUGACCUAACAUACAGUAUAUGAAUCAUUACAAAAGAAGGGGGGAAAGGGGAGGAAAAAGAAAAAACUGUGUUUAAAAAACAGAAGCAUAUCAACCAAAGAGACUGGUUUAGUAUGGAAGCUGAUUUGGAACGGAACAGCAUUGUUGUAGUUAAAAUCAAAGGCGUUCCAUUCAUCAGAGAGUUAUCAGCUACUCAAACUGUGAAGAGGACCUAGACUUUCAGAUUCCUUGACAGUAUUAAAGGAACCCUGAGCCAAACAUUGGAAAUCGGAAUGUGCUGAAGGGCAAGUGUAUGAUUGUAGAGCAGAGACCUGCACCUGACAGAGGAAGCAGAAAGGAGAAGGAGGAGGAUGAAGGAGAUGAGAAUGGGAAAAAAAAAAAGAGACUUCUUUACCAGUAGAGACUGAAAAGACUGAACACUCAACAGUGUUGGGAAGAAACACUUGUUUGGACAUGUGAAAUGUAUUGCUCAGUAUCAUACCAUUCCCAGUAUUACAGGAGGAAAAGACUUGUUUGUAUAGUAGUGAAAAGAAGUCAAAAAGGGAAAAGCUGAAGAAUUCAGAAAUCAGAAUAUGCAUCUCUUUAGUUAAAAAAAAAGGAAAAAAAAAAAAACCUAAGCAGUAAAACUGGAAUUGUGUUUGAUAUUUAAAAGUUACCAAUUAGAACCUCAUCAUUGUCAAGGGAGUUUGUUUUCUAUUGGUUAAAGCAAGAGGCAAGCCCUGACUGCCAAAAUCAGAAAUGAUCUAAGUGUUUUUGUUAGGUGGGCGCCAGUUUUUCUUUAUGGAGUCGCGAACGCUGUGCGUUUGUCAGAAUUAAGUAUGCAAGUCAAUGUUAUUUUGUUUUCCUUUUUAUAUAAUUAUUAUAUAACUUAUGCAUUUAUACACUACGAGUUGAUCUCGGCCAACCAAAGACACAGGAAAAAAAAAAAAAAGGGACAAUCAAAAUAUUGUGGCCUUGAAUUUUAACUCUGUAUGCUUAAUGUUUACAUUAUGAACAUAUUAGUACUUAGAAUGCAGAAUGUAUGUAAUAAAAUAAGCUUGGCCUAGCAUGGCAGUUCAGAUUGACACUCUAGUUUGCAUUGGCAUUUGCAUUUUUAGUCCCUGACACGCCUAUCGGUUCUCCUACUCACUGUGUUAACACAUGCUGGGCGUUUUGGUUUAGACCUUUGGUUCGUGAAAUCUGGCUAUCGUGGCAGUGUAGGACCAAAGGAAAAUGUUUAGCCUAAGUUCAAAGUGGACAGGUGCUGCAUAUCUUCUCCUCCAGACACGUCUGCUGAAACGCUUGCAGCCCUUCUUGAACAGUGCCUUGCCAUUCCUGUCCUGAGCUUCUUUUGCCCAGAGAUUGCAACAUGCCCAGUUCAGCCAAGACUGAAAAUUAAUCCUAAAUGAGGCCUCUGAGGGAAGAAUACUGAUACCCUGAAAUUACCUUUUGCUACCAUCAGAUCAUGCAGCGUAAUCUCAUCUUGAGAUGUAUUUUCAUACUGAAUCAUAUGUUAAAUGACCAUGCCCCCUUGCUAUUAAUAUAUACUGUAUUAUUAUUAGUAAAUAAAGUGAAUAAUGAAUAACUUCCAUUAUUCCUCACUUCAAAA